Messenger RNA from Capsella rubella, 3327 nucleotides. Its product is annotated as proline-rich receptor-like protein kinase PERK9. The transcript is spliced from 8 exons. Gene Ontology annotation, biological process: protein phosphorylation. The record is from RefSeq and is a predicted model, not a curated record. NCBI's taxonomy places the organism in Eukaryota, Viridiplantae, Streptophyta, Magnoliopsida, Brassicales, Brassicaceae. The coding region runs from base 721 to 2829 and encodes 702 amino acids. Gene Ontology annotation, molecular function: ATP binding; protein kinase activity.
AAACGAAUUAAAAGUCUUUCAAUUUCUUUGACCGUUGAUUUAACGUAGCAUUGAAGCUUUCUCAGAGAAGAAGACGCUGAGAACAUUUCAGAACUUGUUUUGAAGCAUCAUUGGAAGAAAGUGAAAAAAAAGAAGAAUGAAACUUUGAUUCCUUACUACAGAUUCAAGAUUCCAACUUUGAGAGAAGAAGAAGAAGGGACAAGACAAAGUUAGUUACUUCGUGUUUGUGUUUUCUCCUCUGUUCAUCAAUGGCUGAAGAUGUGUAAAGUUAUGAUAUUGAAGUGCAGAAAGCUCUAACAGAUCUGAGGUUUAUUACAUUUUUCUAUCAAAAUUGUGGGUAAUCUCAGUGAUCUGGUUUUGCGUGAGUGAUCUGGAAUUUGGUGGGAAGCAAGUAAAGUUGAUUUUUUAUUAACGAUCUGGGUUUGAUCUAUUACAUCAUCAUCAUCUUCUCUGCUUUGUCUUGAAGCUUGGUGUUUUUGAGUAAAUUAGGGUUUAAUCAAAAGGUGUUAUUAGCUGUGUGUGAUCUUGAAAGUUGCUACUUCUUCACGUUUAGUGCUUCUUGGUUGGUAAAGUUUGGUGCUUUCAGGAUACUGUCAUACUCAAAGUCUGCAAAUUUUAGGUUCUUUGGGUUCUUGAUUUAGUGAUUUUGAUUCAUCUUCUUGGAGGGGGAAAGAUUUCAACUUCUUUGGAUGACUAGUAGAUUUGUUGAUCGGAAUUGAAAUGGCAACAACUCCGGUACAACCUCCGGUUUCAAAUUCUCCACCGUCUCUUCCGGUAGCUUCACCGCCGAGUUCUCCUCCAAGUAUUAAUGACACUUCAACAUCAGUUCCUGCAAUACCACCAACAUUAACAUCGCCGCUUCCUCCGUCAGCGCCACCACCAAACAGAGCUCCUCCUCCGGUUGUGACUUCACCACCACCAGUACCAAAUGGAGCAUCUCCUCCUCCUCCUCUGCCAAAAUCACCUGAGAGCUCUCCUCCACCACCGCAGCCAGUGCUCCCUUCACCUCCUCCUUCAAUUUCACCGCCACCACCACCAACGGUGCAGCCACCAAGUAGUCCUCCUCCGUCACCUGCAUUAGUCCCACCAUUACCUUCUUCUCCUCCAACUCCUGCAUCUGUUCCUCCUCCACGGCCUUCGCCUUCACCACCACCACCAAUCUUUGAACGUUCUCCUCCUCCACCUCCACCAUCACAGCGUCCAAUUCAAUCUCCUCCUCCUCCUUCACCGCCUUCAGAACGUCCCGUUCAAUCUCCUCCUCCUCCUUCACCGCCUUCAGAGCGUCCCGUUCAGUCUCCUCCUCCUCCUCUUCCUUCACCGCCCACGCAGUCUCCUCCUUCACCACCUAAGGAUACUAAACCUUCACCUCCCAAGAGAAGUCCAGAUUCUCCACCGCCAACGAUCUCUUCUCCUCCCCCACAAAUACUUGUCCCAGGUUCUGACAAUCCUUCUCAGAACAUCCCUACUAUUAGGCCUUCUCCUGAUAGCUCAAAUUCUAGUAAUGGUAGUGGAAUUGGUGCUGGUGCGGUUGUUGGAAUCAGUGUGGCAGUGGCACUUGUGGUGUUCAGUCUUAUUGGAAUUUUUGUCUGGUGCUUGAGGAGACGAGAAAAACGUCUUUCAGCUGUUAGUGGUGGGGAUGUUACUCCAUCACCAAUGAGCUCUACCGCAAGAUCAGAUUCAGCAUUUUUUCGGAUGCAGUCAUCUGCACCUGUUGUAGCUAGCAAGCGUUCAGGAAGUCAUAAUAUGUAUUUCUCACAGUCACAAUCUGGCGGCUUAGGCAAUUCGAAAGCAUUGUUUUCCUACGACGAACUUGUGAAGGCAACAAAUGGGUUUUCAGAAGUAAAUCUAUUGGGUGAAGGUGGAUUUGGUAGUGUAUAUAAAGGAAUAUUACCGGAUGGGAGAGUAGUUGCUGUGAAGCAACUUAAAAUCGGUGGAGGACAAGGCGACCGAGAGUUUAAAGCCGAAGUUGAGACUCUUAGCAGAAUUCACCACCGCCAUUUGGUUUCCAUCGUGGGACAUUGCAUCUCUGGUGACCGCAGAUUGCUCAUUUACGAUUAUGUCUCUAACAACGACCUUUACUACCACCUUCAUGGAGCAAAAUCUGCUCUGGACUGGGCAACACGUGUUAGAAUUGCUGCUGGUGCUGCUCGUGGACUAGCUUAUCUUCAUGAAGAUUGUCACCCGCGUAUCAUUCACAGGGACAUUAAGUCGUCUAACAUUCUUUUAGAGGACAACUUUGAUGCUCGGGUUUCUGACUUUGGUCUUGCAAGAUUAGCUCUUGACUGUAACACUCAUAUCACCACAAGGGUUAUUGGAACAUUUGGCUACAUGGCUCCUGAAUAUGCAUCAAGUGGAAAAUUAACAGAGAAAUCAGAUGUAUACUCUUUUGGAGUUGUUCUGCUUGAGUUAAUCACUGGACGUAAGCCAGUGGAUACAUCCCAACCACUGGGAGACGAGAGCCUUGUUGAAUGGGCCCGGCCUCUGAUAAGUCAUGCCAUCGAAACCGAGGAUUUUGAUUCUUUAGCAGAUCCCAAGCUUGGAGAUAACUAUGUAGGUUCUGAAAUGUUUAGAAUGAUUGAAGCAGCGGGAGCCUGCGUGCGCCAUUCAGCUGCCAAGAGACCUCGAAUGGGACAAGUUGUGAGAGCUUUUGAGAGUUUAGCUGGGGAAGACCUUACCAACGGAAUGAGACUAGGCGAAAGCGAGGUCUUUAACUCAGCUCAACAGUCAGCAGAGAUCAGAUUAUUUAGAAGAAUGGCAUUUGGUAGCCAAAAUUACAGUACAGAUUUUUUCACACAUAGUAGUUACAAUAGCAGAGACGAAAACGUGUAAAUAUCAUAUACACACAUUGUUUUUUUCUUUCGCCAUUAGAGGCAACAACCCAUCAAGAACAUCCCAGUUUUGCCUGAAAAAAACUUCCCAUCUUUUACGCCUCAAACCCGCACAUCUUGUUCCUGUAACUAUGGAGAGCAGGUUCCAUCUCAAAGCAGAAUCUUUUCAGAGUUCUUAAAACAGUAAGAAACUAAGAAUAUCUCUCUGGUUUUGAUUUUUCUUCUUGAUUUGUGUUCAGCUUUCUGUUUCCAUGUGGUGAAACUAAAGAGACUACCAAAACAAUUUGUAGAAACAGAGGAUUACAGAGGACUAUGUGGUUGAACAGAAGAUGAGAAAAAGGGAUAGAUGGGUAAUAUACUUAUGUUAUAGGUUUCUUACAUGGAAGUACUUUUGUUUCUAUUUUUGUUUUUGUUUUUAUACCUUUACCUUUUCUGACGUUACUUCCUUGUCAAAUUAUCUCAAUCUUAUACUUAUGAUGAAUCAAUAAGGCUCUAUCUA